UGUUAAGACGCGACUUAUGACAUUCCUUGCGACAUUCUGGGAGCUUGUUUUAGUAUUAUAUAAAUUUAAAUUAAAGUUUCCCACUUCUUGUACAUUAGUUUUUUAACAGCUUCUAUAGAAUUAAAUUAGUUUGGAUUAAGCUUGGUGCAAAUGAUCAUUGACUUUUUAGACUAAUUCACCCCCCUCCAAAAAGCGAAAUGUAAGAUGUCUCUCUCAAAAGGUUGUGAUAAGUCCAGCUCCUGAAAAUAAGGAUCGGUUAAUUAAACAACAUUCAAAUAGAAACAAGGAAAUCACACGAAGUGUAAAUUCCAUGAAUUCAAAACAAUAUCAGAAGACAGGAUGGCUCAGUCAUGCAUUAAUUUAUUUGGAGAUAACGUUCUGGGUAACAGAUAACGUUCAAUCUAUUGUAGCAAAAAUUGAAUUUCUAAAUGCAAGAUACGGAGAGACCAAGCAGCCUCGUAAAAUCUUAAACGUUAGAUCCUCAAAAUAUGAAGCCGCUGAAGCAAUUCAUUCCAACAAAAAGUAUUGGAAAAAUGUAUUUGAUGUUAUUGACUCAGCUAAUAAAGAACCGAUUGAGGAACCAGAAAUUCGGUUACUAUCGGAAGCUCUACCUACAGAACUGUUUAGAAAAGUUUGUAAUAUUUUAAACAUACAAGCAACUGGCAAAGAUUCCCGUAGGGAAUCCAAAUCUGCAGAUGAACGUAAACGGCGUUUAACUAAAAAGGCCUUCCUAUCUAUAAGACAAACGUUUGAUAUAGAUAGGGAUUUAGAAUCGGAUACAGAUGUAGAAAUUAGUACAAGUGAAGACGAGGAAGAAAAUAAGAAAUUAAGGAUGUAUCAGGAAUUCUUGCGAAAACCAAUUCGAGAGCAAAUAACAUGGGCUUCCCAUUAUCUUGAACCUGAAAGGGAGGACGAAAAAACGCUUGUUAAAAAAGCUGAUGAUUUAACAAAUAGAAUAGCAGAUGAGUUUUGUGAUUAUAUGAAAGAGCUGGGUGGUGAUCAACAAUCACAAUUAUUUACACCAAGAGCUAUAAAAGAACUAUUCCAGAUCGAGUUUGAUACCCACGUAGCCCGAAGUCUUCAAGUGGUACCAAAAGAACUUCCCUCUGUCAAUGAACGUAUUGCCAAAGUUACGGAUAAUCCCGAGAAGUCACGAUACGCUGCCCUUGACCGAGAGAUAUCGAAAGACAUCAAAGCGGAGGGUCGUAAAGACCGUGUAAGAUGUUUCGGCCGUACGUUGCCUAGAAGAGAGCAGUGGCGGACCCCCCGCAAUGACACUAAGACCCAAUGGAGGUCAGCGCGACACGUCCCCAGAGAUCUUGUAACUUUGAAAACUGUCUGGGAAGGUAUCACUAACCUUAGGAGCGUAAAAGAAUACUGUCGUUGGAUGAUCGAACACCCGGAGUACCGUAGAGCUCCCUAUUUAAAAAGCCUUGGUAUGUUUGACCAUGGAGUGUUAGAUGCCAGACUGACAUUCGAGUUGCAGCCAGAUACCAACCCACCAGUAUCGCAUACAGAUAUACCUGCACCUAUUGAACAUAUUCGAAAACGCCUCUCUGAAUUAGCAGACUUGAACUAAAAAAAUCAUGUUACCCGAAAUUUAAAAUUAUGGAAUACCACCGGAAAAUAAACAAGGAUUUAGUUUUAUAUAUACUUGAUUUUUAAUCACUGUAAGUGAA
Molecule: messenger RNA, 1679 nt
Organism: Colias croceus (clouded yellow)
Lineage: Eukaryota; Metazoa; Arthropoda; Insecta; Lepidoptera; Pieridae
Exons: 9
Coding region: 311-1579 (422 amino acids)
Source: RefSeq, a predicted model, not a curated record